AUGGCUGAGCGGCAGGGCGGGGAGCCCGAGUGCCCUGUCUGCUGGAACCCCUUCAACAACACGUUCCACACCCCCAAAGUGCUGGACUGCUGCCACUCCUUCUGCGUGGAAUGCCUGGCCCACCUCCGCCUGGUGACUCCAGCCCAGCACGGGCUGCUGUGCCCCAUCUGCCGCCAGCCCACCGUGCUGGCCUCCGGGCGGCCUGUCACUGACUUGCCCACGGACACUGCCAUGCUCACCCUGCUCUGCCUGGAGCCCCUCCAUGUCAUCCUGGAGGGCCACCAGCUCUGUCUCAAGGACCAGCCCGAGAGCCGCUGCUUCCUGCGCCAGCUCCAGGUCUGUACGCCGGACGUAGACACGGAGCCCGGAAGCCAGACCGAGGACCCCCAGGCCGUGGCCCCUGCCUCCACCACUCCUGGGUCCCAUCGCAUCCCCACCUUCCACACCCUGAGGCAGUGUUUGCAGGACCCCGAGCUCCCGAUCGUUGCCUACCUGAUGCUUUUCAUCUUCGGUGCCGCUCUGUUGUCCUUAUUCUUCAUCUCUUGGGCCAAGAAGUUCCUUUGGUAUGUGGGGUGA
Messenger RNA from Pipistrellus nathusii (Nathusius's pipistrelle), 576 nucleotides. Lineage: Eukaryota; Metazoa; Chordata; Mammalia; Chiroptera; Vespertilionidae. The record is from the annotation of a GenBank genome assembly.